AUGGCUGAGGAUCGGGUUUCUGCCUUCUUAUCGCGUGAGAAAGAAAAUUUGGGUGACUUAACGGAUGAGUUGUUUAACGGUACUGGGAACGCUCCAGAUUUCGCUGAGGGCUCAAAAGGAGAUACUGACCUUUUAAGUGAAUCUGAGGAAUCCCAAAAAAUCGAGGAACCUCCAUUGACUGGAAUCGAGUCAACAUUUUGCCUCACUGGCCAGCACAUCAACGGCACUUCACAGAAGAAAGUUAGUAUUCAGUCUUCAGUCACUAGAGGACAGGAAAGUGCCAUCCUUGAAUCUUGGAGAGCCAAUUUCGAGGCGGAUAUCAAAGCGCGUGACGAGAGGGAAGUCUCUAAGCGUACGGAGCUUGAGGCGAAUGCUAAGAAAGAGCUGGAGACCUGGUACGCACACUACCGGCAACAAAUGGCCCUGCGAUCGGCAGAUAACCGGGCAGACGCUCCGAGAGAUGCUUCAGGCAAAGCCUACGACGGCUUUUCGGGCCAGGCGCCUUCUGUUCGCGAUACUGCAGUUUGGGAGAGCGUCUGCUGCAUGUGCGAUCUGACAGUAAGUCUGAGCGCUUUUCAACAGUUUAUAGGGGUACAUCAUCACUAA
Molecule: messenger RNA, 606 nt
Organism: Hydatigera taeniaeformis
Lineage: Eukaryota; Metazoa; Platyhelminthes; Cestoda; Cyclophyllidea; Taeniidae
Source: the annotation of a GenBank genome assembly